Messenger RNA from Blepharisma stoltei, 1165 nucleotides. NCBI's taxonomy places the organism in Eukaryota, Ciliophora, Heterotrichea, Heterotrichida, Blepharismidae. The record is from the annotation of a GenBank genome assembly.
AUGGAAUACGGUAGUCAAUUGCUUUUCUUUUUGACUAUUAGUUAUGUGCUUUGUGGACUUUAUUAUAGCUCAGAAUCAACAGUAAGUGCUGAAUUAGGAAUGGAAUAUUAAAGCAGGGCUUGUUGGAGUCUGUAUGGUUUUCCUCGCCCAAAGCUCACUUAAGCCUUAUAAUAGCCCUUUUAAAAGAGUCAGAGAUGUUUACUGCAGAGUUGGUGCAAGACUUGGGCUUCUUUAUAUAGGACUUUUAGUGUUUCUGCUUUUCCAAACUGAAAAGGAUGCAAGAGCAUUAUUCGGGUAUAUUGAUCCUUCCCUCAAUAAGGAGCUUGCAAUGCGUACAGAAAAUUAUGAUAGAAGCUGUGAGUUUACCUUUGAAAAUAUAUAUAAGCUUUCAGAUUUUUAUGUUUUGGCCCAUUUCUUCAACUGGCUUGCUGCUGCUUUGCUGUUAAGAGAUUACUAUAUUCUUCAUAUAUGGAGUGUUUUAGAUGAGCUCAUAGAACUAUCAUUAAAAAAUAUUAGGCCAAAUUUCGCAGAAUGUUGGUGGGAUUCGUUAAUAUUAGACGUUUUGGUAGCCAAUACUCUUGGAAUAUGGAUUGGGAUGAGUCUAAUUAGAUAUUGCAACUCAAUGGAGUAUGACUGGUUUGGCAGAAAAAACACUAAAUCUAUUAGAGAAUGGAAAGCAUGGACACAACAUAGGCAGUUUCAAGGGGUGUUUUUAGUGAUUUUAUUUGUAUCUAUCAAUUUUGUCACUGGAUUUACAGUACCGAAUUCUUUGUGGCUGCCACCAUCGAAUAAGCUAAAUAUUAUAAGACUGAUUAUAUGGUUGGCAAUAGGAGGGCUAGGAUUUAGAGAAGCUUAUGAUGAUGUAAGAACUUGGGGAGAACAUUUAAGAGCAGAAAAACAGAUUUUUGCUCAAUAUAGAUGGACUGCUUGAAUGAUGCUUUGCUGCGAAGCUAUUUUAAGCUGGAAGUUUAGGCAUAAUGCUGGAAACAGGCUUGAAGAAUCUGUACAUUGGUACGUCAUUUUGCCAUGGGGUGUAUGGUUUGUUGGAUCAUUGGCAUUUUACUGCUAUUUGAGGCUAGUCUACAAAUAUAGGAUUUACAAAGAUGGGACAUAUAUGGAUUUGGAGGUAAGAAAACAAAACAUACAAAAUAAAAAAACUAAUUAG